Mesorhabditis spiculigera is the source of this 711-nucleotide messenger RNA. Lineage: Eukaryota; Metazoa; Nematoda; Chromadorea; Rhabditida; Rhabditidae. The record is from the annotation of a GenBank genome assembly.
AUGGCACAGUUUGGAAAUUUAGCGUCAAAAAGCGGCCUCAGCUCUUGCCACCGAUUCCUACGCAGCCUCCUCUGGCAAGAAGAUGUUGACUAUUCGCAGUUUGAGUCCAGAAUGGACGGGACGGAUAUUGUGACGUUCCGGGAGAAUGACAAGGCUUUUCGGCUGUUUCGGACGAACGUGCAUGUGAAGGCGGGUGCCUACAUCGCGUGUUUGAUCGGCUUCCUCGUUACUGUAUUCUACUGUGUCAGCUACACUUUCUACCACAGCCGCGGGAUGGGCCGCAAUCCAUUCAUUGACCACCUUGAGCUCGUUGACCUCAUCUUCGCCUUUCUCGUGGGGCUCCCCUGUCACGUCGCCCUAUUCUAUGGGAUCAAAAAGGAGAGGAAGCCGUUUUUCCUCCCGUUCUUGAUCUUCUACUGCACAAAUUUCCUUCUUAAUGUCAUCUUCACAGUGAUCACCGUAAUCGCGGCCAUCUUCGACUUCAACCGACGACUGUUCGGCAAUGUUCGAUGGGACAUUGGCUGGACGGUUUUCCAGAUUCUCUUCGUCUUAGCGCAAGGGUUAGCAAUCUACGUCGUGAUCCGAUGCCGGAAGUAUGUCGAUGCAAAAAAAUCACUGGAAGCAGCGAAACGAGGAGCGCCAAAACCAGUCGGCGAUGGCCGAUGGUGUCUCUAUCGCCGAUGUUUAGUCGACCCACGAACGGAAGUAUUU